This is a messenger RNA of Xiphias gladius (swordfish), 2191 nucleotides long. RefSeq names its product emerin-like. The coding region runs from base 104 to 676 and encodes 190 amino acids. The transcript has 7 exons. The record is from RefSeq and is a predicted model, not a curated record. Lineage: Eukaryota; Metazoa; Chordata; Actinopteri; Istiophoriformes; Xiphiidae.
UUACGGUCGCAUUCUGUUUUCGGUAACUGAAACUACAGCCCAAGCGAAACGACUCAAAAAUAACACAACAGCGAAGUCCAAACGAACGAGGCGAGUUAAAACAAUGUCCUCUCUAGCCAGUAAAUCUGCGCAGGAGAUUAGCGAUCUGCUGGAUGAGUAUGGGAUAAAGCACGGACCCGUGGUCGACUCCACCAGAAGUCUGUACGAGAAGAGGCUGAAAGAGGCCAUGGCCAAAGGGAGAAGAGAAAACUAUCAAACAUCACCUGACAAGACCUACUACCGAGAAGAGGUGGAGGAUGUCACCUACGUUUACAGGACACCAGGCAGAAGUGACGGUGCAGGAGACAGUGGGGAUUACAUGGGCUCGAGACCAGGGUUGGUCGAGAGGGAAGUUGAACAUGAGAUGCCCUACUCAACCUACUCAAGGUCAAGGCCUCAAUACAGAGGAAGGGAUUUUAGUGAUGAGCCCUACAUGUAUGACACCCUAACCACUCACAGAAACACCUAUUUGAAAUCGACGCCCAUGAAAUCUAACCAAGAUGCUCCAAAGGCACCAAAGUCGUCUCGCCUUAUCCCACUGUGGGUUCAGUUGGUGUUCUUCCUGGCUGUGGCAGUCUUCCUCUACUUAGUUUUUUCCAGUAUGGAGACAAAUGAAUCCCUCAAAGAAAUACAAUGAUUUGCUCUUGUAUUCAUGCCCCUUGUACAGGGCUUUUAUACUUCAUUAUGCAUUUUAAUUGAAAGAAGGUGUUUUGGUUAAUGCCUUUAUUUUAGACAAGGCUGAAAUUGUGGUUUAUGCGUUGUGUGCGUUAUAAUUGAAGUUUGCGUGCUUAUGCUUAUGGGUAAAAUACAUGAUCGUCGCCAAGCUUUGGUACAGUAGCACUACAAGAAUAGAUGCAGAUGCCACUUUAAAAAGUCAAAAUCCUUCCUCCUAGGAAGCAGCUGUCUAUCUGUCCAGAUAGAUUCAGUGUCAUCUGUUGAAAUAUGUCGAUCAUCAUCCACAGCUCGCCCCAGCACAGUGCCAUCACUGGUAUUUGGUCUGCAGUGCUAAUGGUACCCAGAAAUUAUAUUUUAAAAACUGAACUCACUCCAGAUACUAUGCCAUUUUUGCACAUUAAAUACCCACAAAUCUUGAUGUGAGCAAUUCCAUGUCUCAUAUUUAGAAAGAGACUUUAUAAUUUUGAAUGUGAGAUUUUUUUUUGGCGCAUUGAGCAUUAAAAACUGCAAAAAAUAAAUAACUAAAUAAAUGGAGCCAGUCAACUCCACUGUGUUGUGGUGACCUUCAGCCAAUUAUAUCUACUCCAAGCCUCAGCAAUUUAGUGAAUUUAUCUGCAUAGGAAGAUCACACAAUUUUUUUACCUGUAUACAAUUUAUGAAAGGCAAAUAUCCAAUAAUUUAACUAAACAGAAAUCUCUCAUUCGACUUUAAGGGAUGAUCGUGCAAAUUUCAGAUGCUACCAAAAGAAUUUGGGAUUUCACCAGGUUUUCACCAGUUUGUUUGUUUUUCAUGAUAUGGACAUAGGAAAAAAAAAGAAAAAAAAACACCUGAACUUGUGUCACAGUGUGUAUUAUCAAACUGUAGUUUAGCAUCAAAGGCACUGGGACAGAUCUUUUUAGUAUACCAAAAUGUUCCUUUUUUCAUUGUUCUAGUGUUUGGUCAUAAGGGUGUUUAAUAGUAAAUGAUUAUGUGUGUAUAUUAUUAAUAUAAAUAUUGACCAAGUCCUGGUGGUUUAUAUAGUCUUGGGGUACUAAAAUGCUUCCUGUUACCAGUUUUUCAGAAAUAUUCAUAUUGCCGUACAGUUCGGACAGUGUUUAGACCAGCUAUGACACAAGUGCCUGAACAGUUUCAUAGGAAUAAUUUGGAUAUAACUUCAUGUUUUUUUUGUGUUUAAUUAAGUGGGGAAAAGUUUUAUCUUGGGUAAAAAUAUGAAGCUGUACUGUUUAUACAAGCUGUAAUGUCAUGUUUAUGCUUUGUUUCACUAGCAUUAAUUCAGAGACACCACACUUUUGUACUAUACAGUCCAACCUUUACAUCCUAUAGAGUUUGAUGAUAUGAUUGGUUUUGUACUUCUGUUUCAUAAUUCAAAAUAUAAAAGAGCUUGUAUAAGUAAAGAAGUGUAAAGUCGUUUAUUCAGGGACAAAAAACAAAAUUUAAUAAUUGAGGUUAUAAAAAUAAAGUAUAUUAUGCAUUUUUG